Messenger RNA from Penicillium argentinense, 1011 nucleotides. RefSeq names its product putative nicotinamide N-methyltransferase. The coding region runs from base 1 to 1011 and encodes 336 amino acids. NCBI's taxonomy places the organism in Eukaryota, Fungi, Ascomycota, Eurotiomycetes, Eurotiales, Aspergillaceae. The transcript is spliced from 2 exons. Gene Ontology annotation, biological process: peptidyl-lysine dimethylation. Gene Ontology annotation, molecular function: protein-lysine N-methyltransferase activity. The record is from RefSeq and is a predicted model, not a curated record.
AUGCGACAUUUUCAUUCGCGCCUGCGGCCCCUCCCCCGCCGCCAGCCCAUCACGACGGCGGUGCCUGCACCGGACUUCCAGGAUGAGGAUGAGGAUCGAAAUGUCGAAGCCGAGGACUUGCCGGAGAACCUUUUCGAAUCUUUCAUGCCCUUUCUCUUCCCCGAAGAUACCCCUCCAUUCCAUGGUGACCCAGGCCAGCAUCUCCUCUACGCGUCCCCGCAGUAUGGCGAUCUCGAAAUCAUGGUCCCCUCGUACCCCGAACAGGGCGAGAAAAGCAAAGAGGUAGCAGCGGGUCAGGAUGGCCGGGUGGAGGAGGGACGAAAGCUAUUUGCGCAUUUUCUGUGGAGCGCUGCAAUGGUCGUUGCGGAGGGCAUCGAAGACGCAGAUAGCUUCCAGAUCAAUCCGACCGAUGCCAAAAAAGAUGCCUAUGACAUCUGGAACGUCAAGGGCGAGAGUAUCAUGGAAUUGGGUGCCGGCACUGCUCUUCCUUCUCUUGUUGCGGCCCUCGCCGGCGCAUCCACCGUCGCUGCAACUGACCACCCCUCGUCACCCGCUUUCACGGGCGCAAUGAAAUUCAAUAUGGAGCAUAACCUACGGAACCGUACCCCGGCGCCCGCAACAGUCGCCAUCGAGCCGCAUGCAUGGGGCGUUUUGGACGAUACGUUCUCCCAGAAAUACAAGGGAACGUUCACCCGCAUCAUUGCUGCAGACUGUUACUGGAUGCGCUCGCAGCAUGAGAACCUCGCCCGCACGAUGCAGUGGUUCCUCGCACCUGGCGGCAAGGUGUGGGUCAUCGCCGGAUUUCACACUAGCAGGGCCGUCGUCACAGACUUCUUUGAGACAGCUUAUGCGAAUGGAUUCGAGUCCGAGCGGAUCUUCGAGCGGGAUGUUGUCCAGCGGGAUGAGAACGAUGGGGAAAUUCGACGAGAGUGGCGUCCUGUUCGGGAAGACGAGGGCCCUGAAAACCGCCAGCGGUGGGUGGUUGUUUCCGUGCUGAGGCGCAAGGAGUAA